Molecule: messenger RNA, 1022 nt
Organism: Symphalangus syndactylus (siamang)
Lineage: Eukaryota; Metazoa; Chordata; Mammalia; Primates; Hylobatidae
Product: large ribosomal subunit protein bL20m-like
Biological process (GO): translation
Cellular component (GO): ribosome
Molecular function (GO): rRNA binding; structural constituent of ribosome
Source: RefSeq, a predicted model, not a curated record
AUGCUGUCACCUCUCAACGUCCUCGCGUGUGUUGUUGAGGAUUCAGGAGGCUGGCCCGCGGGCGUCUUGGUCUUCCUCACGCUGCGAAAUCGCGUCACCUACCGCUACUGGCGGAUUCAGGAGAUGCUGAAGCACGCCAAGCACUUCCGGCGGGGGAGCGGGGUGGGGGAAAAUUGCUGCUACAGGUUGGCCGUCAGAGCCGGGACUCGAGCCUUUGUGAAAUGCACCAAAGCCUUAAACCUGAAGAAGAGGAUCAUGAGGACCCUCUGGAUUAAUCGAAUUACAGCUGCUACCCAGGAACACGGCCCGAAGUACCCAGCGUUCAGUGACAAUUUAAUUAAGUGCCAGGUGGAGCGCCACAAGAAAGUCCUAGCGGAUCUGGCUAUCUACGAACCAAAGACUUUUAAAUCUUCGGCUGCGUUGGCCAAUAGGAGGCGACAGGAAGAAUUUGCUGCUGCCUUAGGAGAUGGGAAGGCAGCAUUUUUUUUCCAGAAUGGUACUGUACCGCUGAGGACCGUUGCUGUAUUGACUAGGAAAAGACACAGAGUAAUUUGCAGUUUAUUUGAUUUGCACUUGUGUUUAUCCACAUUCCAGUAACAGGCAUGAGGGAAGGCCCCUUCUCUCUGGGACAGAGCCUCACAGAUGACUUCCAUGUUUCUUGUGAAUGAAACUCAAACAUUGUUCAGAAAAAAAAAAAAAAUUGGGAGGAAGCAAGAAAGAAAAAGAGUAAGGGAGGUGUUUGUAUACUAAUAGAGAAAUAGAAAUAUCUGGAAUGCAGUAACCUCCCUUUUGUGUAAAAGGCAGGGAGGCUGAUAAGAAAAUAAUAUAACUGUAUUUCGGCCGGGUGGGGUGGCUCACGCCUGUAAUCCCAGCACUUUGGGAAGCCAAGGCGGGCAGAUCAUCUGAGGUCAGGAGUUCGAGACCAGCUUGGCCAACAUGGUGAAACCCGUCUCUACUAAAAAUACAAAAAUCAGCCAGGUGUAGUGGUGCACACCUGUAAUCCCAGCUACUCAGGAGGCUGA